Molecule: messenger RNA, 640 nt
Organism: Didymella exigua CBS 183.55
Lineage: Eukaryota; Fungi; Ascomycota; Dothideomycetes; Pleosporales; Didymellaceae
Exons: 1
Coding region: 28-372 (114 amino acids)
Source: RefSeq, a predicted model, not a curated record
UCUGACGCUGACGUUUGCCAUGCCACGAUGCCACGAGCUUAUGAGGUUUUUACGCGCUCGUGCUGCGUGGAUGAUGGUAUUUUGCAGAGUGCCACGAGUCCAGAAGGGCUGGCGGCAUGCAAUUACGGCAUAGAAACCUGCUGGUACGCAACGAACGUCACGAUGUCAAAUACACAACCUUCAGACGCCUUUGUGCGAGACGCGCCAUGUCAUGAGGACCACCGACGAUCAAAGACGCCAACCCAAUUUGCGGGGCCGCCGACCGCUACCUCACAGCCCGGCCAUCCGAAGCGGAUGAUCGAAAAGUCUAGCCGGGCACCGCAUUCCCCACCUUCCUGUUUGUUGUGGCCGGCUGCCUUGGUAACAUCGUGAGCGCUGGCUUGCUUCGGCCUCAUUUUUUUUUCCACGAUGCCUGUUGUCAGGCGUGUGGAGCGUGUGGAAAUGAAAUUCCGAGCUGAAUUUUUUCAAGCGUGUUCGGGCUGACCUGCGCAAUGACCCAGCUACAAGCACCUGCAACGGCAAUCCUCAAGGCCAGCUGCAUUUCCAAGCCGGAUGGUCACUCCGACCUGCAUCUUCCUUUCCGGUCAACCUCCUCUCUGCGUGCUCGCCGUCGUUUGCGAUUGCAUUCGAGUCGAAUCCA